Erythranthe guttata (spotted monkey flower) is the source of this 1137-nucleotide messenger RNA. RefSeq names its product RING-H2 finger protein ATL79. Gene Ontology annotation, biological process: protein ubiquitination. NCBI's taxonomy places the organism in Eukaryota, Viridiplantae, Streptophyta, Magnoliopsida, Lamiales, Phrymaceae. The record is from RefSeq and is a predicted model, not a curated record. Gene Ontology annotation, molecular function: transferase activity.
ACCCCACACACACAACAUAUAUAUAUAUAUAUAGCACUCUCUGCAGCAGCCACCUAUAUUGUUACUAAUACAUUUUAUUUUGCAUACGUCUCUUUUAAUUAUUUUGUAAUUAUUUGAUUGUGCCAUUCUUCUUUAUCCCUCACUCUCUUCUGCUUCACUCAACCCCUUCUCUCACUCUACUUUCUUCUAAAAUUCUCAUUCUCCAUAAAUUCUUUUAUUUUUCAGAUUCAAUCAAUUAAAAAAUAAAUAAAUAAAAAUUAAAGUACAAAAAAAUGAGAAAAAUACCUUCUUUACGAGCAGGUGUAGCAGUGGCGACGGCCGAGUUCAACAUCCAUCUAUCCCCACCAGCUUCCGCGGCGGCGCCGCCGCCGUUAGCAGCGGCAGACUGCAACGCACAGAAGUGCCCCUGGUGGCCGUACACCAGCGCCAAGGACUUCAAGGCGAACACCGCCAUCAUCGUCGCCGUCCUCUUCUGCGCGCUGAUCUGCGCCCUGGCGCUCAACGCCGCCGUCCGGUACCUCAUACGCGACUGCAGCAGGCGGCGCCGCCGCAACCGGAAGGAGGAGCACGGCGGCGCCGCCGCGGAGGAGGCGGCGGAAAUUCCCGGGGUGAUUUACUCGGAGGAGACGAAGCUGAGCGGUGCGGAGACGGAGUGCAUAAUCUGCCUGUCGGAGUUCGCCGCCGGGGAGAGAAUUAGGGUUCUGGAGAAGUGCAGCCAUGGCUUCCACCUCCAGUGCAUUCAGAAAUGGCUGGUCUCGCAUUCUUCUUGCCCGACUUGCCGAACAAUUUGUUCGAACGAAUCCACCACCGCUUCCCCUCCGUGAAAAUCGGAAAAUUUCGAAUUCUGCAACGGUCAAUCAAUCACCGGAAACUUUUCGCCGGAGAUCGUUUGAACUUCAUUUUCCGGUUGUACACCUGUACUAGUCCUAGCUGGAUUUAUGAAUUUUGUUUUUAAAAAGAAUUCAUUUUACUCUUUAAUUUAAAUAAUUUUUAAUUAUUGGGCUUUUAUUUAGUUUAUAUAAACGUGGCCAAGUAAUUGGGCUUGGAAGUAAGUAAAUCCUUAAUUGGGCAAGCCCAAGUGUAGUUUAUAUUUCUAAUUAUUUUAGAAAGAGCAAAUUGCACUUCGCUCCCUCAAAA